Molecule: messenger RNA, 1516 nt
Organism: Salvia miltiorrhiza (redroot sage)
Lineage: Eukaryota; Viridiplantae; Streptophyta; Magnoliopsida; Lamiales; Lamiaceae
Product: protein PHLOEM PROTEIN 2-LIKE A1-like
Exons: 3
Coding region: 605-1324 (239 amino acids)
Source: RefSeq, a predicted model, not a curated record
UGAAUUCGCAAGAUUAUUGAGUUCAAAUAUCACUAUAGUUUUAUAAGCUAGUAGUUCAAGGUUUCUUUUGCCUGUAUUCGGCCAGAAAAAGAUCACAGUUCACCAAAUUUAGAUAGUCUAUAAAUAAAUAUAUUUUAAACCAAACAAAAAUUAUGGAAUGGUGUCCUCAUUCAGACAACAUCAUGGCAUCAAAAUCCAGAAUAUAAAGAAAAAUUAGAUUAAAGCAAGGUGUUCUGGCAUUCAUCCACAACAUAGCACCAGCACCAGCACCACUUCAUCACAAGAUAAGAAUAUAAGAGCGGUGCACGCACCAACGACGGUUAUAGCAAGCAUGCAUGAUCUAAGUAGAUCAGAUUGCCAACCAUAUAAUAUCUAAAGAUCAAGAAUCAGAAUAUGAUGCUGAAAAAAUAUCAAAUGCAGCAAAAUGCAUAAAGUUAAGCUACAAAUGCCACCUUUUAUAAUGUGAACGCUGAAAAGAAGAAUAAGUGUUGGAUGUAACACAAGAUAGAGGGCAUCGAUCCUAGUAAGCAGCAUUUUUUCUAUAUAAACAGCAAUUCACAGGCAAAUUAACAGUAAGCUAGUGUUCGUUCUGUCAUCUACCUUAAUGGGUGCCGGGUCAUCACAAGAUCAGGAGUUGGAGCCAAAUGGUGAAGAAUUAAGCAAGAAUGGGAAACAAAGCAAGAAGGGUGAAGCCAAAGCAAAUCAGAGUAGCAAACGAGUUUCGUUACCUCAUAACUGUGAAGAUAUUCUGAAGCAUGCUGCUUCGCCCGUUGAUAUAUCCGCGACAAAUAUCCAGGAAGUACUUUAUACAGGUGUUUACUUGAACCAGAAGCGGAAGAAGUACUGGGUUGAUAAGCAGUCAAACUGCAACUGCUUCAUGAUUUUUGCACAAAGUCUUUCGAUAACUUGGGCGGAAGAUCAAAGGUUCUGGCACUGGCCCUUGCUGAAAGAAUCAAGUGACGAACAUCUUGCAGCUGCUGAACUGCUCGACGUUUGCUGGCUAGAGGUACAUGGAAGAUUCGAGAUAGAAAACCUCUCACCAGGAAGACUGUAUGAAGUUGUAUUCGUUGUGAUGCUGAAGGAUCCUGCUUACGGAUGGGAAGUUCCUGUGAAUCUGAGACUCACUUUACCCAACGGAACUAGACAAGAACAUAAGGAAAAUAUGAUGGAGAAGCCAAGAGGAAUCUGGAUAGACAUCCCAGCAGGAGAAAUCAAAAGCUCAGCUGAGAAGACUGGAGAGAUGGAGUUCUCUUUAUAUGAAUAUGGAGCAGAAUGGAAGAGAGGGCUCUUAAUAAAAGGAGUUAAGAUUCAGCCAAAAGCUUGAGUUCAGAAACAUUGGGGUAUUUCUCAACAUGGAAUCAUUACUUCCAUAUAACGAGGAUUUAUAAGUUUCUGCUUUAGUAGGAUUAGCGAACAAGUGGAAUAAUAAUUGCAUCCACUUUCAUAAUCUGAAGUGGAGUUAUUGAUUAAUGCUUCUUCAGACUAACAUAAUGGAAGGUAGAUAUUGCAAUUUUAA